AUGUUUGGGGAUCUGAGAGCCGUUGAUGGUCUGACGUUAGGGGUACGAAACAGCGAAUGCUUUGGACUGCUAGGUACGAACGGCGCUGGAAAGACAACUACUUUCGACAUACUUACGGGUCAAUCAUUUGCCACAUCUGGAACCGCCCGUAUCGGCAAAAAGGACGUGACGAAGCAGAUUUGUAUCGGUUAUUGUCCGCAAUUUGACGCACUUCUUUUGGAUCUGACUGGAAGGGAAUCUCUAGAGGUAUUCAUUUGUUUUCAAAUCAGUGAUGAUGAUUUUGGAGGGCAACGUCGGAAAAUAAGCGUUGGUCUAGCAAUGCUUGCUCCAACACGGAUUAUCAUUCUGGAUGAACCUACUGCUGGAAUCGAUCCUAAAGCUCGUCGUGAGAUUUGGAAGGCCUUAUCAGUUAUACGUGAUAGCACGGAAACAGCUCUACUGCUAACAUCUCAUAGCAUGGACGAAUGUGAAGCGUUGUGUAGUCGGAUUGCGAUUCUGCACAGGGGCCGAGUGGUGGCGAUUGGGACGAGCCAGCAGUUGAAAUCGAGAUUUGGGAAUAGCUAUACAAUCUCGAUGGUCGCACCGGGACUGGAAUCUCGUGAUGCUGUCAUUGACGCGGUGAAAGAAGCAUUUCCUAAAGCUGUUCUGAAAACACCUAAAGGAAGCCUUACUCUCAGUUUGAAGUGGGAGGUACGAAUUCCGAAGUCCGAAUCGGAUCGGUGGUCGACGCUGUUCCGCGACGUCCAAACUCUGGCCAAGUCACUGGGAGUUACUGAUUAUUGUGUGGCGCAAUCCUCACUCGAAGAGACCUUCCUGAGACUUUCCCUGGACAGCGAAACUGUUGACACCAACAGCAGUUCAAGUCGUUGA
Messenger RNA from Haemonchus placei, 870 nucleotides. The record is from the annotation of a GenBank genome assembly. Lineage: Eukaryota; Metazoa; Nematoda; Chromadorea; Rhabditida; Trichostrongylidae.